GCUGGAACUCUGCCAAAGCUCGCUGAAGAAGUACAAGGUAUGAAGGCUGAUGGGACUAGGGUAUUUAGUAAAGCAGAAUACAGGAAUGACAGAGUGAGUAAAGGUCUGUCACCUGAGAACAGCGAAUGCCUAGAAGUCCUGGCCAUGGCUGGGGUUUCAGAAACCAGCUCAUUAGAUUUUUCAGAGCCUUUGAAAGUCACGGACAUUGAAUCAGCCACAGAGCAUCCACAAGAAACAAAUGAGUACAGUGGGUUGAAAGCCCAUACUGCUGUGCCAUUGAGAACAGGGGGUAACGUUGCAUCUGGUUUGGAGACUAGAGAAGAAUAGUUACCCAGAGGAAAUCCUGAUAAUGAGUUCAGUGUAUCACUUGUUAAUUGCCAGACUUAUCAGCAGGGUGAAGAAAACAAUGCUCAUGACUUCUGCACUGGUCCUCUACCUAAACAUAAUGAACCUCAUAGGUUGUCAUCUGUAGAACACUCUCCACAAAGAAUUCCAAAGUUUUAUGUUCAGUUCUGAAAAGCAUCUGUCUUCAGGACUUCAGGAAUACACCACUAGAAAACAAUAGUACUGCAGCCCAUAGAGUUAGCAAUGAAGCCCCCCAAAACAUGGAAACUCAGACUAAUUAUGAUCAUGGAACUGGGUUUGGACAAAAUCAAACCUCCGCAUCUGUACCAACAGAGCAGAUCUCAGUGGUAAGGAGCAAAGGAUUAUCUAGUGCUAAAUCUGAUACUAGGGAGGGAAGUGCUAGUGUAGGUAAGUCAUACAGGUCUGAAUCUAGAGAGGCUGUUGAAGGCUGGAGAAAAACUGCUGUGGGAGGUAGCAUUGAAGUUUGUAGCUGUCCUGAAGGUCAAGAGGGUGCUAAUUCUGAGCACUGUCAUUCUUCAGUUUUUAGUUCUGUUGCUUCAUCUCCUGAGGAGUUCUCAAAAGAAAGAUUUAAAAUGGCCCCGUCAGAUGGUGGUAAAUUGAACAAGGAGCACUGGCAGUUCUUUGUCAGUGAUCUAGGCAAGGAUGAUAUGAAAGAAAAUAGUCUAUUGAUGGAAAGGAGCAACACUGCUUCCUGUGAAAUUGAACAGACAGACAUAAGCUUUUAUAAUCCCUCCAGUAAAAUUUCUCCUCCCAGUAGCCACAGCUGUCUGGAUCUUAGUACCAAGCUAGAAAAAGGGUCACCUGAGGCACAACCACUUGAAAAGGAAUGUGAGAGUAAUGCAACAGCAGAAGAGUUGGCUGGCAGUUUAGUUGAAGCUACAGAAGCUAAUAGUAAUGACAGUUUUUCCAGUGCAAAGAAGUUAAUUUGAGUUAUACACUAAAUGUAACUCUACCUCCUGUUGCACAAAAAUCAAGAGAACCUCAUCAUAAUGAGUGUCUGCCUUGUACUGCUAAUGAAGUUUUAAGCAGGGACAUGGCUCAGGAUAAUCUGUCUGGAAAAGAAUUAGUUGGUGCUUCUGGAACAACAGGGGAGCAAGUCACUAAAAUUGUGCUUCAUAAAGACAAAUUCAAGUCUUCAGUAAGGCCCAGGACUUCUGAGAACCCUAAUGUGACAAGCAAAAUUUCCCAAAAGAGCAUGAAGUCUUCAGUGGGAGAUACACAGAGUGUGGUCACUAGUUUAGAAAACGAACAUAGUGACACGUGGGAUUGUAAUAAUCAGAGUAUGAAAGACCAGUGUACAGCUGCCAGUACUUCCUGUGUUUUAUCAGGGAGUAAACGUGGAGAUGAUGUUUUCCUGAACAGUCAUUCCUUUAAUGUUGAGGUCAAUAAGAAGACUGAGGAAAAUGAUGAUUUGGAAGGAGAAGCUUCAAAGGCACUCAUCUUUCCAAAAGCACACUUCCCAUUGGCAUGUGAAUCUCUUCCUUAUGAAGAUGUCUGGGGCAACAGAGAUGUAGAUCUGUAUGGGAUAAAUGAUGUUUCCACAGCAAAGCCCACAUUUUGCUCAGCUUACACUGCAGAGAAGUCUAUUGCUAUCUUGGUGAGAAAUGAGGUUCCAAAUAAGAAUAUGGAGGUUUUGAAUCGAUUUGGUCUUUGUAAAGUAACAGAUGGCAGUGAAAUUGUUUGUGGCAGAGAUGAGGCAAAAGAACAAGUCGGCGUGUGUGCUCUCCAGAGAGAUUAAUUUGAUAGAAUAAGAACUGUGGAUUCUUCAAAGGUUCCUAAAGGCAAUCAGAGAAAUAAAACUAGAGAACAGCUAUUAGUCAGAUAUUUGAACAAAGAAGCCUGUGUUCAUAAUUUUGGAUUUUGCAACUCUCCACUAGGCCCAAAGAAGAGAGAACUGGGAGCGUGUGAGGAGGAAGAAGUGUCAUCGCUCACAUCUAACCCCUCCAAGUACAGUGCUUCAGUCUGUGGGACGUCUCCAUUACUCAGCAACAGGAAUAUUCAAGCAGAGAAGACCUUUCGUCCAAUGGAAAAUCAGUGUCUUGUGUCUCAGAGUGAGUUUGAUGGCCCAGUUCCAGGCAGCAAGCAACAUUUAGAAAGUUUAAGUAAACUGCCAAACACCAGCUUACAAACUAAGGCUAGCUCUGUGGAAGAAACCAAAAUAUCAAUUGGCUCUAGUCAGAGCAAAGAGAUACUGUUAAAAACAGGUCACGACCUGCCUCCAGAAGCUCCUAAGUGUGUAAGAGAGGACAAUUUGCAAGGAACUCUGAAAGAGAGUGCAAUGGGUUUGGACUCUUUAAAUGGUGAGAGAAAUGAACACUGCUCAGGAGACGUGGGCUUUGUCAGUGAUCUAACUGAAGAGAAGACAAUCGAACAAAAAGAAUGCAAGAACAGAUGUGAAAGAGAAAAUAAAGGAAGUCUUGAACAAAGCUUUUCUGAUAGCAAAUCACAUUGUUCGCAGCGUGCUUGCUUUCUCAAAUGUGCAGAAGAGAAAGCAGAGCCAGUGCUUGCAGGGAACAAAAUGCAGCAAUCUUUGCCAAAGGUGAAGUCAUCAGUGGAGGAUCAGGAAAAUCCAGUUAGUGCCCAAUUUUUGCCCUUCUCAUCAGUUGCUGGGAGUCUGUCAUAUAAGCCAGAAAGUAUGAAUGUGCUUUCAGAGACAGAAAACAAGAGUCUGAGAAUAAAAUCUAUCUUAAGUAACUCUUCCCCACAGUUAACAUCUGAGCCUUGUAAAGAAACUGACACUCAAAAGGAUGUUGCUGCAUCCCAUUUCAGAAAGUUUGACAUCCAAGACUCUUAUAAUGAGACUCGGGUGGAUUCAGAAACACCAUCAUUUCUGGAUCUGGGAAUCUCUCUGCCUGAGAAAGAAAAGCAGUGUCUGUUAUCUGGGAAUACACAAAUGGAUAACUGCGAUUCAUCUGCAGCUGAAGCUUUUAGCAAAGAUUCUUCAGUGGCAAAGCAUCUUUCUGUAACAAUGUCUGGUAAGAGAAAAGCCAACAAACCCAAGGUUCUGUUGUCAGAUAAUGAAGCCAUAACCAGCUUUCUGAAUGGUGCAAAAUGCUCAAGGGUUUGUGCCUACAGCAAAGAAAGUCUGAGAGCUGAGGGACAUAGCAUGCUAAGUGUAAAAGGCAUGGAUGAGACCCAACCAAAAAAGACUCACUGUGGAGAGAAGUUUAAGAAUACAUGUGUGGAAGAGAAGAUGAGAAGAGAAGUAGCCCCUAGAAGAAACUUGCCCACAGAUUCUUUUCUUGAUGGAGAAGAUUGUCCAUGGGCCUUUUCAGAAGAUUCAGAAAAGCCUGGUAGCAAAAUAGUCCCUCUCAGUACUGAGAAUUAUGGAAAGAUUUUGGAAGAAAUCCCAAGAUCUAACUUAAAUAGUCUUUCAAAAGAAAGAACAAGUGAUACAAAGCUCAGAAACUUAGCAGGUACCAAUCUCCUGUCAGAAACUCGGCAUGAUUGUCAAGCUGAAGCUGCAUCUGAUGCAGAAACUUCACCAGAAUUGCAGUGUAAUCCAAUGCCCCCAUUUUACCCACCUGUGACACUAUCAAACAGUUCCAAAGAAUUACCCCCAAACUGUGUGGUUUGCAAUGAAGUAUGUGUGCCUUACAAAUUAAAUGCACAAAGCAAAGAUAAUGUAAAUUUGAUUACAGAAGGCCGGGACACUACACUAACUCAUUCCGUUUGCAAGGAAAAUGAGGUUUCAGGUUCAGAGAGACUUGAUCAAACAGAGAAAUGUCAGGUACCUAAACAAAAGAAGAAGUGUAAGAAGAUGAAAGAACAUCUGUCAGACAAGGCACAAGAACAGAAGUCAGAAUAUCAAGAGAAAGCAAAAAUCACACUGCGACCAAGUAUGUUGCACAGUUCUGGACUCCUAUACAGCUCUUCAGGUGACUUGGUGACAUCAAGAAAUACAAAGUUUGAAAGUCCUUCAGAAGAGAUUUUUGCUGUGGGUAGCAGUGAAAAUAAACUAUGUAGCACUUUACAAGAAGUCAAAAGGCCAAAGAUUACCACAGAUGUUAUUAGUUCACAGUUUUUGAAGACUCAGGAUUCAGAAAUGCAAAACCUGAACCUUAAUUUAGGGUAUGAUGGAAUCGCUGGUGCCUUUGGAACUACAACUAAGCAAAGAGAACCUCUUCCAUUAAAGAAACAGCCUGGAAGGACAUGCAAAAAACUUCCCACAUCAUAUCAGCUAAAAGUAGUAAGAAAAGGCAAAAAGAAUAGAAGCUCACCUUUUUUUGAGAUUCCCCCAGAGGUAUUCCCUAAAGAGGAAAACACACUUCUUGAAUCUUUGUACUUCCCAUGUAAACCACCGGCACUGGGAGCAGAAGCAGCCAUGAGGUGUGUGCAUAUGCCAAGGCAGAGGGCCAAGAGAUGCAGUUUGUUGAACAGCUUGAGACUUAGAAAAUGUACCAAAGAACCAGCACUGUUGAGCAAGCUGUCUGCCAUGGCCAGCCAGCUCCUGGCUCCUGCCAAGAGCAGCCAUAAGGUAGAACCUCUGCCACGUUCUGCUGAACUUCUUCCAGUAGGUGAGAGGUACAGCCAACGUAGGUAUAAGAAUCUAUCAGAAGCCUUUUCUUGCAUUAACAGGAACUUACAGUCACGCUGGGCUGACAGUCGGUGCACCAAGAUGUUCAGCUUUCAGCCUUUGGCACUUUAUCCUGUAGAAUCUACCAAAAUACUUUUUUCAGACUUGAGCCACACGCCUCCAACCUCUUUUUUGGAUACCACAGUUUUCCCAAUUUCUUUUCACAUAAAAUUGGACUCCAGUCCUGUGACAGACCUCACAGGGAUGACAUCCCAGCACUCUGUACGUCACGGACCAGUUUUGGGAGAAAUGCCAGCACCGCCUUUGAAGUGGACUUUCUCUUUUUUCCUGUCUCAGAGCUGUUCAGAUACAACAGCUUUCCAAGAAGAUUCCAGUGUAAAUAAUGAACUGCAUUCCUCUCUCUCUCUAACAACCCAAGGGGCUGUUGUCCUUCGUCGUGACCGGCGAAGGAACUCCAUAGCUAAAAGAAGAGGCAGUUGCUCCAUGGCUGGCCUUCACACAGUGUUAGCAAUUUCUUCCCCUGGGUGCUACAGGAUUUGGACAAGAAGAAGAAACUUAACUAGUCAUAUUCCUACCAUCCAGAGACUAUUUAUAUCGCAAUUCGCACAGGGUUUGAAAGGGGCAAGGUAUCCACCUUCUGUAUCAAAUGACCUCGUCUCUUCAUUGCCAUACUCAUUGGGCAGGGUACUCUCCAUAUGGAGUCAGCAUGGUUCUUCUGCCUGGCCUUCUGAAAUCACUCCUCUCCGUUCCAGUGAUUGCAAGUGGCAGCCAAGCGUGGGCAUCGCAAACAGCUAUGCCAUCACACCGCACUUACCUAUACAGAGUAUGGAAGCACUACAGACUGAAAGUCAUGAGAUUUGUCUAGAAACUUCAUUCCCUCUUCCAUUACCUAAGCCUUGCUCACAUCUGGAAUCAUCACCAUUGCCCCCCAGGCUUCCAGCAUGUGAACUCCAGGUCCAUGUCCUUGAUGGAGGUGAUGCUUCUGUUCCAGCCUGUCUUAUAUCCCAGGAUGACAAAGAACUGGAAAAAACUGAGCCAGAAAAGAGGCCAAAGAAAGUCUCACAAAUCCCAAUCAGGAAAACUGUUCCUAAGCCAGACCCUAACCUUACUCCAAUGGGAUUACCCAAACCACAAAGGCUUAAGAAGAAAGAAUUUAGCUUAGAAGAAAUUUACACAAACAAGAACUACAAGUCCCCUCCUCCAGCCAGGAGCUUGGAAACGAUCUUUGAAGAGCCCAAGGAGAAAAAUGGAUGCUUGAUCUCUGUCAGCCAGCAGAAGAGGAAGCGGAUUCUGGAGUUUCAGGACUUUACUCUUCCUCGGAAAAGGAAGAGACGAGGCAAAAUCAAAGCAGUGGGUAGUUUCACCCGGGCAAAAAAAGCUGCACUCCCGAGUGCAGAGUUAGAUGCUCUUCUGAGUCAGAAGCUAAUGGACCUUGACGUCUUCUUUGCGAAUGAGGCUGAACAGGAGCAGGCCUCUGAGGGAGCCAUUUAGCUGAAAAUGAUCCAGUCUUUUAGUAUUUUAGUCUUUUUGGGAGAAACCUACUGAAUUCUUCAUACGUUACUCUGCCUCUCUGCUCUAAUAUGUGAUGAGCUGGUUUUGGCUGUGGCCCUCAUUAAGGUGCUAUUUUGUGGGUUUUUUUAAUUUAAUUUUUUUUUAAUGCUAUUGAAGGGAUUCUUUUAGGUCCCUGUUUGAGUGUAACACAGCCACAUCCAAUUUACCAUUCCUUUCCCAGCCCCUGGAAAUUACUGCUAAUGUUUAAUUACAUUUAAAUACUUUAUGGGGGGUAGAGUAGGAGUGUAAAGGAGGAAGUAGCGCACCUUCAGUGAUGCUAGAACUCUGAACUUCAGAUCAUUUGCACAUUUGCGUCUGCUGUUGUUACUGUAAUGGCUAUUUUGAACAGUGACAGAAGAGAUAUGGUAUUUGAUAAAGAUAAAUUCUAGCAAACACAUUCUUGAUAUGCCACUAACUUUUUGAUAAUUAAAAGUACCUGUCUGGGUUUGCUUUCAAUUGUUUGUUCCUUCCGUUUACUUAGAUGGUUCCUUCUGAGUUUCUCUGUCCUUCCUGGCUUCAGGCAGCAGAAGCCCCACAUAACUAGAUUUUAAAUAACUUGCACUUUGUAUAUGUUUCUUUAUUUGCUGUAUGAGGACAUAUUUUAACAUGUCUGAGCUCAAAAACAAGGUAAUAUUGUAAGAAAAAAAUGUGCCCAGUACUAAUUUUUUUCCCUAAUAGUAGCGUUGUUACCUACUUGGUUGAUGGCAGCCUCUCCUCCAGAGAAAAAGGUAAUUAGCCCACGAGGAUAUUAAGCUGCAGGAUACAUAAGUAGAGAUUUUUACUAACUGAGCCGGGCUGCUGCAUGCAGGGAACACCAGCAAAAUCUGAGAUUCAUCUCUAAGUGAUUUUAAUUUCAUUAAAAAUACCAACUUGAUUUUAAUGCCAACAAGAAAAUAAAUCCUUU
This is a messenger RNA of Neopsephotus bourkii (Bourke's parrot), 7358 nucleotides long. It is a transcript of the gene PRR14L, whose product is annotated as proline rich 14 like. The record is from RefSeq and is a predicted model, not a curated record. The transcript is spliced from 6 exons. NCBI's taxonomy places the organism in Eukaryota, Metazoa, Chordata, Aves, Psittaciformes, Psittacidae. Bases 2390 to 6394 code for a protein of 1334 amino acids.